Molecule: messenger RNA, 1351 nt
Organism: Rosa chinensis
Lineage: Eukaryota; Viridiplantae; Streptophyta; Magnoliopsida; Rosales; Rosaceae
Exons: 2
Coding region: 143-640 (165 amino acids)
Biological process (GO): proteolysis
Molecular function (GO): aspartic-type endopeptidase activity
Source: RefSeq, a predicted model, not a curated record
UCAAACUUAAUUCUUCUCCUUGCUGUGCUUCCAGCAGCACUGGCUGCUGGAAAGAACUCUUUCCCCAUCAAACGUUCCAACAAAACCCAUUAGUGACCUAGCACUAGCAGCUCCCCGUGCCAUUCUCCCAUCCAACUCCGGCAUGUUCUAUGUCCAACUGGGCAUAGGCACUCCGGCUUUUGAUACCGUAAGCCCCAUGACCUGGUUACAGGUUCCAGAGCGCGAGCUUUGCUUUCCUGUGGACGAGGGAGGGUCCUUCGACCCCAACCACUCCUCUACGUUUACAUUGUUGAGCUCUGGCGACCCGAUGUGCUCUCCUCCCCUCGGCAAUAUUCCAUUGUCCAACGGCUCAUGCGACUACAACCUUGGAUAUAGCAAGGGAUUUUUCAGCACGGACAUACUCUCAUACUCUGUUGAUGAUGCUGCUGCUACCGAGGUUUCACUUAACGUGUCUUUCGGUUGCGGCUUAUUCAAUCAAUUGGCUUUCGGUGGUGACGACGAAUCAGGGAAUCCCAUCUCCGGUGUGAUGGGAUUGGGUCUCGGUCAUCCUUCCGGUCUCCUUACCCAACUCCGGCCGGUCAUGAUGGACCGGUUUUCCUACUGCAUUCCACCUCUGUUUCCAGUUUCCAAUAGAAGGUGAUCUUCAGGAAGGCAAGGACGCGACCUUGGACUUCAGUCCUCAAGCUGUCCUUACCGGGGCGGUACAGAGUACCAGACUCCUCGAACAACCUCCCCUUCUAUACCACCACUACUACUUGAUCAAGGUCACCGGCAUCAUGGUCAACGGGAAUCUCUGCCGGCGGAAGGACUCACUUUCGGCAUUGACUCGAUUUCUCCAUACACUGCAAUGUUCAAGCCGUAUGUAGGAGUUGAGGGAUGUGGUUCUCAAACAUUUCAUGGACAAGUAUGGGAUGGCGCCACUGAACCAAACGCAGUCGGGUUUGGAGCUGUGUUAUGAGCUUCAAAAAUAUGAAGGACGAACCGAAUUUCUGAGCAGGGGACCGGCAGUUGUGCACUUGUGCUACACUUGGAGGGUGGAGCGCCUCUGGAGCUGCAAAAUGCCUCCGAGUUGUUUGAGGAUGAGGGCUGUCUCACCAUCAUCUCUGUUGAUGAUGAUAGGAGUAUGCCAAACCUUUUAGGGGUGCACAACCACAUGACUUACAGGUUCCAGUUCGAACCAGAUGACCCAGUAUGUGUUGAAGCAGCAAGGAGUGAAUUUGAUCUCUGUGAUCAUCUAUAUGUAAUGAACUUAAUGGUCUGUUAUUAUGUUAUGAAUCUCUGUGAUGACUAGGCCUAUAUCAUUUCCAGAAUGAUGAUCCUGUGGGAUAUGUAUUCCAGUAGCACUUGAUCA